Molecule: messenger RNA, 2825 nt
Organism: Mixia osmundae IAM 14324
Lineage: Eukaryota; Fungi; Basidiomycota; Mixiomycetes; Mixiales; Mixiaceae
Exons: 3
Coding region: 71-2761 (896 amino acids)
Biological process (GO): protein localization to phagophore assembly site; mitophagy; piecemeal microautophagy of the nucleus
Cellular component (GO): phagophore assembly site; extrinsic component of membrane; cytosol
Source: RefSeq, a predicted model, not a curated record
CUUCACGCACGUCACGCCUGCCAGGAUGGGCUCGCAUGGGCCCACAUCAGGCUAGUAUAAGGUCAUAGUCAUGUUCGGACGCACGACACAUGAACAGCCAGCGUCAAGAUAUCCGGAUCUCAACGUCUAUCCCGUGCCGCGGCAUGAGCUUGGCGCAAGUGACGAAGCAAGGCAAUCGCCCAGCCAAGUCCAAGAAUUGACGCCCAGUCCCCAAUAUGGUUCUGUAGAGUCCACAGGAGAGACGCGGGCACGCUUCGGAACAGGCGAGAGCGCUGUUGAUGCGAAGAAAAGGGCCGCCAAAGUCGAUCAAUUGCUACAACAAGUCUACUCAAAGACAGCCGCUAUUCUGACUGAAGCUCGACUGACGCACGUUCAAGGAGAAGGGUCCAACUUGCAAGCGCAGGCCAAGCGGACGAACAAGUGGUUUAACCUCGAGCUCGAGGACACCGAGAUCUUCAAGGAAGAGCUGAAGCUAUGGCGCUCGAUCACCGCGCUACUGAGCUCCAGCUCGUCACCUCGAGCGUCUACCUCGUCCACGGCGCCUGCAGUGCCGCCCAUGGUGCUUGACAUCAUACUCGAUACUUGCGAUCUCGCGCCAAAUGACGUGCUUGUCUUGCGCCAUGAGGACGGCAAGACGACCCGUCUGGAUGAUCUGCAAGGUAUACUCGCUAGCCUAUCUGCCUCACAAGCUGCGCAAUAUCAGUCCUAUACGCCCUCGACGACACCUCAGCGCGUAAGGAUCGUCCUCGAAAGAUGGACUUUACAAUUCUCCCCGCCAGCGCCGCCGAUACAGCCUGAGCUGCCACAUGUCUACAAGCUCUGCACGGUACUAUUCAGAGCUUUGCACAGCCUCAUUCGCACUUUGCCAGCAUAUGCUCUUCAUCGCCAAUUGCGCAAACGCGGCAGGCCAACGAGCUCACUCAAGAUCGGCUGCCGGAUGAGCAUGGUCGAUCCGAUGGACAGUAUACGACGUGCGCGCAAUGGCGAAGUCGACCUAGACAUACCGCUGGGGCCAGAGCCCAACAACGCAGCGCCAGAGACUUAUACCUUUUCGCCUGUUCUCACGCCCGUAGGGUUUUUGCAGCUCUCGGGAAGGUACAGACCAGACGCAAACUUCCAAAUCCAAGAUCACGAGGCCUUGAUCAGCUCGAGGUUCAUCGACGAAGAUUUCUUCAAGCCUACCGUCCUUCGACCGGGUUCAUUGCCGCUGCGGCCUGGUCUUAUCACAAGUGCUACGGCUCCAACGCAAGUGCAGACAGCGUAUGGAUCUGCGCCACUACGACAGUCGCUCGCAGUGCCAACUGCUCAGCCUGCGCCACCCGUCACGACCGCAGCCAGUCCGAUGCCGUUCGUUCGUUCGGCAUCUGCGAGUCAGGAAGGCGCUUUCCUACCGGCAAGCCGACCGCGAUCAGGCUCGCUGCUGAGCGGCAGCCGCGAAGCUGUUCCUGCAUCGCCUGACUCUCUUCGAAGGCCAUCGAUGAGCUCACUACAGUCUGUGCGCAUCGGUAGCCCAUCCAGCCUAUCGCUCUUACGCCAAGGCUCAUAUGUCAGCUCGGCUCCACUAUCGGUGAUACCCCAAGACAUCGCAGUGUCUGGCGCGUCGAAUCAUCCGAUAGGAAGUCCCAGCACAGGACCGUCCUCUUCCCUGCGUUACGUCGGUCACGGCAGUGGCUCGUCGCUUUCAAACAUGCAGAGGAUUAGCACCUCACCUCAGCCGCUUGGCUCACUGCCCAGAUAUAGCAGCAGUCGGUAUGGGCGAAGCUCAGGCGCUGGCAGCUCGCUUGGCAGUAGUGGCGGCGUCGCGCAAGCACCAGGUCAAUGGCUAGCGGAAGCAGCCGCGCGGCGGAUUGUGAGCGGUAGUGCAGGCAGUAGCACAUUCGCGCCGAGCGGCAGCCCGUCUUUUGAAUCGAGACGCAGCGAGUCAUCUGCUGACAGCGGCCCUACAGCUGAAGCAAAGCCGCCGCAGGACUUGGAAGACUUUCUGGCAUUGCUUGACUCGAAACCUCAGCUGUCUUCACCUGAAGCCAAAGUGAGCCCGGCGACGCUCAAGAGUCAAGCAGAUGCACGCCUGCGCGCAAUGGCCGGAUCAGUCUAUCGGACGCUGCCUGCAGUAUCGAAAGAGGGUCUCUCGCCUACUCGUACCUCCUUCUCGCCGCUCAGUCAGCGGCCAAUCUAUUCCGUAUCGCCUUUACGAGAGGUCAGUUUGCGCGGGCCAGCAAGCGAGGAAAUCUCGCCCCAAGCUUCUGGUCCCCCUUCGCCCCGGCCAUCGAACGCGCUUGAGAACCUAUCAGCAUCAGGCGCACAGCGAUAUGCGUUUCCGCGAUACGUCUCGACACGCAGACGGCCGAGUGAUGCGGCCCUGUCAGGUUCGGGCAACUACUUUCCUGCCGAAUCAUCUUCACGCGGUUCUGGUGGCUUGCGCGAUUCUUGCUCGGAAAUCCUGCCUCCGGUGACGCGCGACUCGGGUCUGGACGAUGAAGCAGUCGGACGGCUCGAUUUGAGCCAGGACGAUCAUGCGCCGAAUGAGCAAGCUUACUAUGCUGCACAUCAUCUACCUCUGCCGCCCAGCGGCGAGACAUCUCGCGCCGAAUCACCCUCUGGACCUGGAACGCGCUCUAUCGAGAACAGUCUGCACCAAGCGCUCGAAUCUGCUCGCGGCAUGCAACUGGGUCGCGGUCGCGGUCGACCUGGCCGAUUGAUGCAACAACGCGAUUUGCACGAGGGAAGCCGACCUACCUCUCCCGAGGCCUGGUCAGGCUGAUACACAGACUCCCAUCGCUCACUUCUCACUAGAUAAUUGACUUGUUGUGACAUGAUUACUCUGC